AUGAGGCUCUUUUCCUCAUUAAGGUUUGCUAGGAAGAAAGAGUUACCGGCCGAUGAGUCCUCUGAUCUGGAGACAAAUACCAGAGACGAGACGAAGUCGUACGUGCAGAAAAUGGCGGUGGUUAUCGCGUUCUUCGUGUGCUGGGCCCCUUUCCAUGCCCAAAGGCUCCUGGCCAUCUACGGAGACCAAAAUCGGGAACUGGAUACCAAAGUCUACGAGAUCUUGACUAACAUUUCCGGAAUCCUUUACUACGUCUCGGCAACCAUCAAUCCCAUCCUUUAUCACAUCCUCUCGGCCAAGUUCCGCAAGGCCUUCAAGGAAACCCUGGGGCAUUGCUGCUGCAAGGAAGGUCCGUAUUCCCCCGUUUCCAACGGAAGACUUCAAAUGGGGAUGAGAAGAUCUUCUUCACGUGGACAUCGAACCAUCGCUCUCGACAUAUGAGCCCUACAAAGUCUCGCGUCAGUGAAAUGAAUUAUUAGAUGUCUGAAAAUAAAUAAAAUAAUUCAGUCAAAUCAACAGGACGAGCAGCAAGGAGGGGGG
This is a messenger RNA of Darwinula stevensoni, 540 nucleotides long. The record is from the annotation of a GenBank genome assembly. NCBI's taxonomy places the organism in Eukaryota, Metazoa, Arthropoda, Ostracoda, Podocopida, Darwinulidae.